Trifolium pratense (red clover) is the source of this 1395-nucleotide messenger RNA. RefSeq names its product zinc finger protein WIP3-like. The record is from RefSeq and is a predicted model, not a curated record. Lineage: Eukaryota; Viridiplantae; Streptophyta; Magnoliopsida; Fabales; Fabaceae. Gene Ontology annotation, molecular function: DNA-binding transcription factor activity. Gene Ontology annotation, biological process: anatomical structure development; regulation of gene expression. The coding region runs from base 24 to 923 and encodes 299 amino acids. Gene Ontology annotation, cellular component: nucleus. The transcript is spliced from 2 exons.
UUUCACUCAUCUAGGUAAAGAAUAUGGCUAUGAUGGAAUUUGAUGUAGAGGACAAUAAUUUCAUUGAAUGGCUCAAACCAUCUAAUUCCUCUCUUUCAUCCCUAACUUCAUCAUCAUCUUCUUCUUCUUCUUCUUCUUCUUCUUCUUCUUCUUCUUCUUCUUCUUCUACCACUCAAAAUGAAACUAUUCAAUUCUUUCCUAUGUUGAGUGCAAAGUCUUCAAAAGAGGAUCAAGAACAUGAAGUACCACAAAUUAAGGGUUUUGAUGUGGCUUUACAUAUUGGAUUACCUCAUGAAACUAAAGAAAAUGAUGAGAAGUUUUUCCAUGCUAAAGAAGAAGAAAAGCCUUCUAAGAAAACCUUCCAAAGGUUUUGGAUACCAACUUCUGCACAGAUUCUUGUUGGACCUAUGCAAUUUUCUUGCUCCAUAUGCAAUAAAACCUUCAAUAGGUAUAACAACAUGCAGAUGCAUAUGUGGGGGCAUGGAUCUGAAUUUAGGAAAGGACCAGACUCACUUAGAGGAACACAACCAGCUGCAAUGCUAAGGCUACCUUGCUAUUGUUGUGCUCAAGGUUGCAAGAACAAUAUCAAUCAUCCAAGAGCUAAGCCUUUGAAAGACUUUAGAACACUUCAAACUCACUACAAAAGAAAACAUGGUAUAAAGCCAUUUAUGUGUAGAAAAUGUGGCAAAACUUUUGCUGUUAAAGGUGAUUGGAGGACUCAUGAAAAGAAUUGUGGUAAGUUAUGGUAUUGCACUUGUGGUUCAGAUUUUAAACACAAAAGAUCACUCAAAGAUCAUAUUCGAUCUUUCGGAAAGGGACAUAAUCGACUUCCGGGUCUUGAUGAUCGAGCUUUCGAGGAGGAGGAGGAGGAGGAGAAAGAAUGUGUUACUUGUUCUCAUGAAGAUAAAGUUGCUCGUACAUGAUCUAAGUGUAUCAAGCAUAAAUCUUAAUUUCGUUUGUUAUAUUGAACUACUAGAAAAAUUAAAGUUAAAAUAACGACAAAAAGUUUGAGUAAAAAUUUCAGAAUCUCAAAUUUUUGUCGUUAUUUCAACUUUUUAUAGUAUAAUAAGUAAAUGCAGCUAAGUUCAUUGAUUACUACCCUUGUGCUCGACAACAAAAAAUUCUCAAUAUUGCCAAAGCAUGAACAUGAGAACGGUUUGCUACCGAGCGUUUGCAGGGUAGUGAUUAGCUCAUAUCUAUAAAGGUUUGAUUAAUAUUUGUGGUUAAUUAAUUUGAAUAAAUACAUUAGCCUCAAGUGGUGAAGUAGAUGAAUUUUCUUCCCAUAUAUAUUUGUGUACACCUCUUCAAUGGAGAAAAUUUGUCCGCUUCAUUGCCAAAAGGAUUUCUGUAAGUCUUGUUAACAUAUUUUCAAUUAUACUUUAUACCUUACCUAAG